AAUGGCUUGACAAUAGAUCUAGGAUAAUUAGUGAAAAUAGAUAAUGGGUUGUGGGAAGAAGGUUGUUGAUGCAUUGUUGUUCUUUUUCUUCCUGACUUUUGUCCUAACUACGCCCAUCCUCGAUGCCGAUUACAUUUUGCCAAAGGAAUUGAUACCAAAAUUUGUGGUGGAUGUGAAGAAUUUUUACAUUAAUCUAGUUGGGGAUUAUCUUGUUGUAGAGAAACCACAUUUCUUCGUAGGGUUAACAUGGUUUGAUAUUCUAAUUGUCUGGCCACUUUCCAUUCUCAACAUCUAUGCUAUUCUUGCCGGCAAAUCUUGGUUUUCAACAACCUCUUUGAUCCAAGGCGUCGGUGUCUUCACUUCAAUAAUACCUAUAUUGGCAGAUAUUUAUCUAUCAGGAAAAGGAAGUGUGAAGAUGCAAUUGGCGUACUACCCUUUCUUGGCUUUCUCCAUUUUAGCCAUUCUCAGGGGGCUGCUGCCUUGUUUCGGCGGCACGUCUGCAAUAGCUACAGCUAUAAAGAAGAGGGUUUGAAGCCUUGAACGCGACCAAUAUUAUGUUUUUUGCAAUUUCUGAUUGUCUCAUUCUUCAUUUAUUCAAUUGCUAGCAAAAUAAAAUAAAAUAGUUAAGGUGUGUUAAACCUCUUAUAUUAUCUUAUCGUAGAAGAAAAUAGUAUUAUCAUUUCUUUUGGAAAACAGGGGAUUGACAAAACUAGGAAAGUCACU
Molecule: messenger RNA, 723 nt
Organism: Impatiens glandulifera
Lineage: Eukaryota; Viridiplantae; Streptophyta; Magnoliopsida; Ericales; Balsaminaceae
Product: sigma intracellular receptor 2-like
Exons: 2
Coding region: 44-532 (162 amino acids)
Cellular component (GO): endoplasmic reticulum
Source: RefSeq, a predicted model, not a curated record